This is a messenger RNA of Papilio polytes (common Mormon), 5093 nucleotides long. RefSeq names its product max-binding protein MNT-like. Gene Ontology annotation, molecular function: DNA-binding transcription factor activity, RNA polymerase II-specific; protein dimerization activity; RNA polymerase II cis-regulatory region sequence-specific DNA binding. NCBI's taxonomy places the organism in Eukaryota, Metazoa, Arthropoda, Insecta, Lepidoptera, Papilionidae. The transcript is spliced from 13 exons. The record is from RefSeq and is a predicted model, not a curated record. Bases 265 to 2022 code for a protein of 585 amino acids. Gene Ontology annotation, biological process: regulation of transcription by RNA polymerase II.
GCGCUCGGUUCAGUCGUCGAGCGGAGUGCGUCGGCGCCGGUCGAGCUCCUGUUGCCUCGGCCUCUUUGCCAUCGCUCGGUACGUGCGAGACGUGCGGCGCGGUCGGGUGUUGUUCGUGUGCCGCAGUUGUCGGGAACGGAAUGAGUGAUUGUGUAUAAAUAAACGUUUGAUAAGUGAUUAUAUUAAGAACUGUGCAAACAUGACUAAGACGUAUUUCGUUGUGAGGAAUUAUGAGGGAAGUUGUUUGUGAAGUCGUACCAUAGAAUGGGUAUACUCAUGGAAGCCACUAAAGGGAAUUUGGUCACUGCCAGAUAUCGAGGAAGUGGUGCAGAGUCGGAAUAUUUCACGAUGGGAACACCCCGGAAGCCUUUCUAUGCGGACACAUUGCAUACAAUCGCUAUUAAUACCAGGGAGACAGAAUUCGGAAGUAUCGUUGAGCCGAUACCGAUAACGCUCAAGACUUACAAGCCGUACCAACCCCAGGGUUAUGGGUACCCGCAGCAGGUGGCAUCGCCCGCGGCUCCUGUUGUCCGGGUACCUGAGACCGAUAGGCCUUCCCCGGUGAAAAGCGAAAAAAGUCCUGUUAAGGAAUCUAAGGAUGAUAUAGUCGCUAGGCCUCCUCCUAAAAAGAAAUGGAUCAAAGAGUACCUAGAGGAGGAACCGAAGUCGCCGUUGUCGGUGCGAGUGGUGACCGGAGUAGCGGUGCCGGCGCGCAGCAACGGCGUGGUGCGCCCGACGACGCCGGUGCUCCCCGUCGCCGCCCCACUCCCUGCCCCCGCCCCCGCGCCUGCCAUCAUCGUCUCCGACCCACCGCCCGCGCCCGCUGUGAUCCCCCCAGCGCCGGCUGUCAUCCCCCCUGCGCCCCUCCUCGAUUUCGUACAAGAACAUUCCAGGGCGCGCACUAUGAGCAACAGUCAUGGGCUGCCGCAAAUCCCAUCACCUCCUUUAGUAAGCAGCAGCGGCAGUGGCAGUGGCAGCAGUGGGUGCACGCCAAGAGCCGGCACUCGGGAGGUCCACAACAAGCUCGAGAAGAACAGACGCGCACAUCUCAAGGAGUGCUUUGAACUGCUCAAGAGACAGUUGCCAGCGACAUCAGAUGAUAAGAAGACUUCCAACCUGUCAAUAUUAGGCUCAGCCAUCCGGUAUAUACAGGUACUGCGACGCAAAGAGCGCGAAUGCGAACAUGAGAUGGAGAGAUUAGCUCGCGAAAAGAUCGCCGCGCAACAACGGCUCGCUGCUUUGAGGCGGGAAGUCUCCGUAAGAAGCAGCAGCGUGCGGCCCCGUAACAUAGAUGGAAUAGAUGAGAAAGACACCAUUGCUAAUGAUCAAGUUUUAGGAAUACCAGUUAGUAUAACGUCAUCUCCGCCACGAUCCGCGUCACAAAUGGAUUCAUCACCCCCCCGCACCCUAAACUUAAGUACGAAGUUGCGCGCGCUGCCUAUACAAAUCACGCCAACCACUUCACAGGUGGUGAGAACUUCGUAUGGAUCUCGACAUCACAACACUUUAACUUUAACCACACUCGGUCCAGCCGAAACAAAUACGCAGAAUGGACAAGUAAUGGAGAAUGGUGUCACCAACACGCUUAGCACCUUAGUACAUCCUGCUCAAAUACAUCUUCCUCUUUCUCAGGUGGUGGUCGCACCCGCAGCGCUGCAGCUGCUGUCAGCGAGCGGCGGACUGCGCGUGCUUCAGGCGCCCGCAGUGCAUACUAAUGGCGUCGUGAAUACUGAAAACAGCAGGAUAACAAAAGAAAAUGGAUUGGUGUCCUCAGCACCGGUUUCAACAGAAGGUGGUAGCGUGGUGGUAAGCGGAUUGACGCCGCUAGUGAUGUCCCAGUCCGGCACGCACCUCCUGCAGACCCACACGCUCACACACAAGAUGGUAGAAACUCAAGUGGUGAAAGGCAGUGGCAGUGUGGCGCCUAUGACGGUCAGUACGCAGUACCUGAGUUCGACUACCAUCGUGAAGCCAGUGGUCGUGGUGUCCAGCGCCCACUCGCCGCCCGCGCCCUCCACGUGAAGGUGUCUCCUGUACGAAACCGUCCUACGCCUUAUUAUCGCCUGGUACUUCUUCAUUAUGUUGCUAAGUUUUUCAAAGAAGAGACAGACAGUUUUUAUAAUCCAAGCGCUUUCUAGAAGAUUCUUUUACAAUCCAGAAACAAGCAGUUUUCGUUAACAGUAGAUAGAGAAAUAUUUUCCUCAUAAAUUUAUGCUUCAUCAAGACAUUUCGUCCGUGGUUGGUUGAACGCAUACAAUGUAUUAAUGUCCUGUUCAUGUUUAAUAGAAUAACUUGUACUGCCAAUGAGAGCAAUAAUGAUGACGUCAUACUUAUUACGUCACGAACUCGAGAAGUCACCUACUACCUCAGAUGGAUGCGGUAACCAUUCCUUAAUCAGACAUCAGAAUGCUUGCAAGAGACAGCAUCUCGAUUAUCGUCUUAUGUUAAGACCGUUUGGAUGUUUUAGUUACACAUAUUUCGUACUGUUUAUAUGGGACAGUUAUAGGAAAGUGACAAAUCAUGGACACUAUGUGCCGAACUGUUGAAACUUCAAGUGUACACUUCAUUUUAUAUUUUUCUACAGAUAAAUUCCACAAUGUGAUUGUAUACAAUAAUGUAAACGGGAUGAAUGUAAAAUAUUAUUUAAUAUUUAUUUAUUAAUGUCGAUAGAUAUAGGGAGCAAAAUUAUAUAUUAUAUUAAAAUGACGGAAGAAUUUGGAAUUCUUUAGUAGAAAUCUAACAAUCAAAGAAAUUAUAUUGAUUUACAAAUCAGAGAAGGGGUUUUAAUGUUACUCCAAUAUUUUAUUCAUGUGGUAAAUCAAAUAUAUUUGUUUUAUUAACACAUCUUAACUAAUCAAUUUUAAACUUCGAGCUGUGUUUUUAAUUUCAGUUUGAAUCUGUAUAGCCUAACCCAGAACAUAAAAAUCUUAUUUUCUAUUUAUGUACGGGAAGAUAGUUCCAUAUUCGUCCGCAAUAUGUCGAGGGUUAUAUUUCCGGUCAGGCUAUAUUAAUGAUUUCCUAAUUGUUAUUUCACUUUAAGCCAUUAUGUACUGGAUUUGAAACUAAAUAAAGCUGGCUAUAGACGUUCAGUUCUGACAGUUUUAACUGAACAGUUCUACUCUUCUUUUAGAGUUUCUAUAAAAGAAGAGAAGGUUCAGUUAAAACUGUCAGAACUGAAAACGUAGCGAGCUUAACCAUUCCAAAAGGGGAUAUAAUUGUAAUUAGUGGGAUGUUAUUGCGCCUAAAAAUCUAUCCACUCUGAAAACUUUAGAUUUAACCGAAAAUGUUUGUAACAAGAAAAUUGUUUAUUUUUUCUAUAUUUAUCUGUGAUGUGUGCAGUUAGCUGUAGUACUGGAACUUCUGUACAAAGACGUCUUUAGGUGUUGUCAAUUUCUAAUAAUAAUCGUGUGUUUUAAAGUCAAUAAAUUGUAAUUUAGCUGUUAAAUUAAAAAUUAUGUGGCUUAUACGUGUCGCGGAAGCGGGAAAAUUUUAAAAAAGUUAGCAUGUGAUAUGAGCUGGUGUACCAGGAGACCAGAAGUUGUAUGUCAUGCAUUCAGACGCUAUCACUUUCUCAAGUGGAACUGAUGGUAGAUGGUCAGGUGCUUUUCUGUUCUCCGGGUCUGGUGUGGGCCGAGCGGCCGUCCUCAAAGUGUGCCUACCUGAUUUUUUAAAUUGUAAAAAAUUCAGUCAAGCUAAUCAGAAUUUCUACUCGAGCUAUUUAUUAUUUUUUAUUGCAUUUUCCGAUUAGAAUUUUGUACAUCUUUUGGUAACUCAUUUUAUACUGUGACUUUAAAGACAAGCUUGGCUGAAUGGAGUUUGUAAUUAUAAAAUUAAGAUCUUGUAUACUUAAGAGUUAUAAAAUUUACUGUAGCUCCGUUUGUUUCAGCAAUUGUUAAGUUUGCAGUCUUACGCGUUAUCUUGUUAACCACGUUAUGAAGUACAAUCAGAGAAUUUGGCGGUGUUCCACUUUCGAUGCUAAAGUCGUUUUAACCCUUUUACGCAUUGAGACGAUGACCAAUAGGAAUUUAAAUGUGUCUAUAUGAAAAAAGUCGGUUAGUGGUACAUUUUUUACUACCCAGUCACUGUUACCGAAUUAGUUAUGGUAGAGGCGGAGUUUGUCUCGUUACCAAGGAACAAGGCAAUUUAUCUAGAAGUGGCACACCGCGGAUUAACGCGACUGUACAUAAGUGUUCUUUAAAGCAAUAUGUGCCAAUAUAGUUGGUAAAUUGUUUUCAAAAAUAAAGAGUUGUGUGUAGUUUUUGAGUCUUUUCGGUUGUACGCAUUUCUCUUACGAGCUUUAACUCCCAUUAUUUUGAACAUUUCAAAUUAUUUUUAACUAUUCCCCUUGUGCAAUAAGAAAAUCUAGGCUCCAAAGUGAUUAUUCCUGAUUAUUAUUAGUUCCUGAUGUCUGUAUAUUUUAUUAUUUAUUUAUUUUUAUAAUUUAUUAUCCAUAUGACAUUUAAGAAUUGGCAAAUCGUCUUCUAAAAUUUUAUACGAUUGUUCUAGGAGACUGCAAAAUAGCCUUUUAGUUUAUAAUGUACUAGGAAAUUAUAAAAAUCAUGUAUUGAACUUUCCAUAGGUGAAGUACUUAAGAUCUCAGGUUAAUUAAUAUGUUGGAGAAUCAUAAAUAUUUAUCAAACCUUUUGCAAUUUAAGUUUUUACUCCUUCGCCUAGUUGAAGUAAUUUUCUGCUACUGUCAAAUAAUAAAGUUUAUUUAUUUAUGAAACUUUAUUAUGCAUAUUAUUUAAUCUGAGGUUAAAAUUUCUACAAAACUUUUUGUAAAUUAUAUUUUUAUACUGUAACGCACAAUUACUCAUUGUAUUUGAAAGACUAUCUAUAAAUGGAGGUAGCGUUUGUACAUCGAUCCUUUUGUUUGAACGGCUCUAUCAGCUACCUCAUUAGACAAGCAAUGGCUUUUUCGCUAAGCGAUAAUAUCGACCUUAUUUCGCAAUAGAUACUCUUCGUGUUUAUUAUCUCCUAGUAACAAUUUGUACUAUGUUUACAUAGUUUCUGGCUGUGGUUAGCUCUCCUCAUUUGUGUUUUUAAUUUUUAAUAUCAUUUCUAUGUAUAAUAAAUAAAUAUAUUUCAAAUCA